Messenger RNA from Paecilomyces variotii, 1345 nucleotides. RefSeq names its product NADH-quinone oxidoreductase. The transcript is spliced from 4 exons. Bases 341 to 952 code for a protein of 203 amino acids. The record is from RefSeq and is a predicted model, not a curated record. NCBI's taxonomy places the organism in Eukaryota, Fungi, Ascomycota, Eurotiomycetes, Eurotiales, Thermoascaceae. Gene Ontology annotation, molecular function: FMN binding; NAD(P)H dehydrogenase (quinone) activity.
AGCUCCAGACAUGGACAGCAUCUCAACCAUUCACGACGAUGAGCGGUAGAUGGAGCAGAAAAGAGUCGUAGAAAUUGGAACCGUCGACUGAAUUAUUAUGUGGGCUCGGUUGGCGAAGUCUUCGUCGACCCGAAAGAAGUUUGGAGAAAACGGUGUGUUGCAAUAGUGAGGUCUGAGUGGAGUGGAGCUCAACGACGUACUUAUUUCCGUAUUUCCUUUGAUAGUCCACGGAGUAUAUAGCUUCGCAAUCGCAGCUCUACGACCCUGAGUGCUGAACCAUUUCUUUCCCUCGAUAUCUUGAAGCUUUCUUCCUGCUUCUCCUUCGACUAAAUCAGCAGCCAUGGCGCCCAGAAUCGCAAUCGUCCUCUAUUCCAUGUACGGCCACACCGUGAAGCUGGCCCAGGCUCAGCACAAGGGGAUUCUCACCGCGGGCGGCAAGGCCGAUAUCUUCCAGAUCGCCGAGACCCUUCCCGAUAACGUUCUCAGCAUGAUGAAGGCACCUCCCAAGCCCGACUACCCCAUCGCUGAGCCGGAUACGCUGCUGGAUUACGACGGCUUCCUCCUUGGUAUUCCCACGCGUUACGGUAACUUCCCCGCGCAGUGGAAGGCAUUCUGGGACAAGUCGGGUGGUAUCUGGGCCAAGGGAGGUUACUACGGCAAAUUCGCCGGUCUUUUUAUCUCAACGGGUACGCAGGGUGGUGGUCAGGAAUCGACCGCUCUCGCGGCCAUGAGCACUCUGGCUCACCACGGAAUAACCUAUGUUCCUCUGGGGUAUAAGACCGCCGGACACCUGCUGAGCAACCUGUCGGAGAUCCACGGCGGCAGCCCCUGGGGUGCUGGUACCUUUGCCGGGCCUGAUGGAAGUCGUCAGCCCAGUGAGCUCGAGCUUCAGGUCGCCGAGAUUCAGGGCAAGUCCUUCUACGAGCACAUCGCCGGUGUCGGUGCCAAAUAAAUAAAGAAAGUCGCCAUUGUGAGAAUUGCAGCGUACCGCCUAGAGGGACAUUGUUAGACUUGAAUGCUGGGGGCAUUACUUUACAACGAACCAAGAACUUCGUGUUCCAAGCAUGACUGGGCUCAUGCGACAUGCUCCCGCAUGCUGUAACUAAGACAAUCAUAGAAUCUAAAUCUUGAGGAACACUGUCAAGUCUCUUUUGUGAACACCACUUGAAAGGACGUUUGAUACAUGUCGUGACUAAUGCUGAGACGAAGCGUCAUGCUCCGUGUGAUGGUGCGAAUUACACAGCAGACGUAGAAAGCUCUCUACUGCGUUGUUAGGAUUGCCGUCCGUCAUAUUGUUGGGUAUAACUCACCUGCGAUCUUAUAUCUGCUAGACAGAACUUGCAGC